AAGUAGGGGGCAGAAGAGAAAUUAAUUUACUACUCUUCUCACGAGCUUUUCUCAAUUUGCUUCACGCCAACGUAAUCAAACCUCCAUUAAGAUUCUACUUCUGCAACACUUCUAUGCGAUCGAUCGAAAUUCGUAGUGACUACGCCAAUUCGAGGCUAAUAGCGGGAGUUUUACUGUGGAUCUAUUAGAGAUUGAAUUAUGGUUCCGAAGGGUUUGAUUUAUAGCUUCGUUGCCAAAGGGACAGUCGUGCUAGCGGAGCACACUCCUUACUCUGGAAACUUCAGCACAAUUGCCGUUCAGUGUUUGCAAAAGCUUCCUUCUAACAGCAGCAAGUACACGUACUCGUGUGACGGUCACACUUUCAAUUUCCUUCUCGAUAGUGGAUUUGUGUUUCUAGUUGUUGCAGAUGAAUCGAUGGGAAGAAGCAUACCUUUCGUAUUUUUGGAGAGAGUGAAGGAUGACUUCAAGCAGCGCUAUGGUGCUAGCAUCAAGAGUGAUGAUCCACACCCUUUAGCUGAUGAUGAAGAUGAAGAUGACCUGUUGUUUGAAGACCGGUUUAGUAUCGCUUACAAUCUUGAUCGAGAAUUUGGACCACAGCUCAAGGAGCACAUGCAGUAUUGUAUGAGUCAUCCAGAGGAAAUGAACAAGCUGUCCAAACUGAAGGCUCAAAUAACAGAGGUCAAAGGAAUAAUGAUGGACAACAUCGAGAAGGUUUUGGAUCGUGGUGAGAAAAUUGAAUUAUUAGUGGAUAAGACUGAUAACCUUCAGUUCCAGGCUGACAGCUUCCAAAGGCAAGGGAGGCAGUUGCGUCGGCAAAUGUGGCUGCAAAAUAUCCGCAUGAAGGCAAUGAUUGCAGGAAUUGUAAUUGUUCUUCUCUGCCUUCUCUGGCUUAUGUUUCGUUGAGAUUUGGAAACCUUGGUACUGAAACACGUCUCGUUUUUUUCUGGCUUUAUUUCAUCUUUAUGUACAAAAACUAUUAGUCUAGUAGCUGUUGUUUGCCUUGCUCACACCCAGGCAUUUGGUCAGUUGUAUUUUACUGUGGAGAUCAUUGUUAUUUUUGUUAAAUGUAAACUUCAUCUCCUUCCAAUAA
This is a messenger RNA of Salvia splendens (bonfire salvia), 1090 nucleotides long. Its product is annotated as vesicle-associated membrane protein 727. Gene Ontology annotation, biological process: vesicle-mediated transport. The coding region runs from base 199 to 903 and encodes 234 amino acids. Gene Ontology annotation, cellular component: membrane. Lineage: Eukaryota; Viridiplantae; Streptophyta; Magnoliopsida; Lamiales; Lamiaceae. The record is from RefSeq and is a predicted model, not a curated record. The transcript is spliced from 6 exons.